AGUGUUGUCAGCAUUGCGUCAUCAGUAGCGCCUGUGAGGAGGAGAGCAGCGAUCAUUCAAUUAUUUUGUUUCAUCAAUAAAUUUGAAUUAGAAUCAUAUUUAACUGCGUUAUAAAAACAUCUGUUAGAGCAGCGCGUGUGAUCCGACUGACUGUUUGUAAAGUGUUUAAAGGUGGACUGACAGUUGAGAGAUCCGGCAGUAUGGCAUCAACGAGCGGUCAGGGGGGCGGAGCUCUGUCCACGAGAGGCGGAGCUACAACCAAGAGAAUGAAAUGGGCUUUAGAACUGAGUCUAGGCAACAGCAGGAAUCGUGGUGACCGGCAGAGUAAAGAAGGUGAUGUCAUGUAUCCUGUGGGAUAUUCAGAUAAACCCGUCCCGGACACGAGCGUACAGGAGGCCGACCGAAACCUGGUAGAGAAGAGAUGUUGGGACGUGGCUUUAGGACCGCUGAAGCAGAUCCCCAUGAACCUGUUCAUCAUGUAUAUGUCUGGAAACACCAUCUCCAUCUUCCCCAUCAUGAUGGUGUGUAUGAUGGCCUGGAGACCCAUUCAAGCGCUCAUGUCCAUGUCAGCCACGUUCAAGUUGUUGGAGAGCUCCAGUCAGCAGUGGCUGCAGGGUUUGGUUUACCUCAUCGGUAACCUGCUCGGAUCGGCAUUGGCCAUAUACAAGUGUCAAUCCAUGGGGCUCCUCCCAACACACUCAUCUGAUUGGCUGGCUUUCAUUGAACCACCACAGAGAAUGGAGAUCAUGGGUGGAGGAAUGGUCAUGUGAAACACACACACAUAAAUGCUGAACAUUUAACAUUAACAUUUUUAAUCCCACAUGCUGAUAAUUAAGUUAUACUUCAUUAAUUAUGUUAACAGUGAUCUUUUGUGUUUUGAACUUUUGCUCUGUUUAAUAAUAUGCUUAAUUAAUAAAGUUGUAUUCCUGUUGUGCUUUUUGAACUCAAACGGUCUGAACAAAUAACUGCUUUAGAUUGGUGAUCUUGUAAAAGAAGUACCUGAAUUUUUCACAUAAAAAGAGUGAACUAUCCUUCAGUGAUUUUUAGUUGAAAUAUGGGUGAAUCAGAGAUUGUACUUUUUUUAGAGGUUUUACUGUUUGUAAUUGUCAUCAGAUUCCCGCAUCCUGCAUCCAAACAACUUGAAUUUGAUAAUUCGGCUUAAAUUAAAAGCAGUCCAACAAAUAAAUGAUUUAUAAAUACUUGAUGUAUGUAUGAAAUGUAAUUGUAGUUGGGGGGGCCUGGGUAGCUCAGUGGUAAAAUACACUGGCUACCACCCCUGGAGUUCGCUAGCUCACUAGUUCGAAUCCCAGGGCAUGCUGAGUGACUCCAGCCAUGUCUCCCAAGCAACCAAAUUGGCCUGGUUGCUAGGGAGGGUAGAGUCACAUGGGGUAACCUCCUCGUGGUCGCUAUAAUGUGGUUCAUUCUCAGUGGGGCGCGUGGUGAGUUGAACGUGGUUGCCACGGUGGAUAGCGUGAAGCCUCCACACACGCUAUGUCUCCGUGGCAAUGCGCUCAACAAGCCACGUGAUAAGAUGCACGGGUUGACGGUCUCAGACGCGGAGGCAACUGGGAUUCGUCCUCCACCACCUGGAUUGAGGCGAGUCACUACACCACCACGAGGACUUAAAAAAAGCACAUUGGGAAUUGGGCAUUCCAAAUUGGGAGAAAAAUUUUUUUUAAUUAUGCAUAGUUUUCUGUAUGCAAAUUGUAAUUAGGGGUCCAAGCACAAAAUGAAACUCCUUUUUUAACUUGCAGUUGGUUUAAUGUCCACGAAAUUUGGUGCAUAUCAUCCAGAGUCCAUCCUGACAAUUUUUCUUUUUGGCCGUGGCCUCUUUUGACUAAUUGGCCAAUAUCUUCUGAACGCAAAGUCCAAUCUUAACAAAAUUUGGUGUUCUUUGAUAAGACAACAUUUUGAGGACAUGCACCAAAUUUCAUACAAAAUCAGCAUAGGUGACGAAAAUAUCUGCGACCGUUUUAUUGACAUAUUUAAAAUUCAGUACAAGACAAUUCAAUAUUCCAUUUGUGCUUAGACAAUUGCUACUUUUUCCUCAUUGUUUUUCUUUUUUAUUUUGGUUGAAUAUGGAUUGCACAUGUUCUUGACAGGUUUCAUGAUAUUCAUCUAUUUACAAUAAAAAUACACCAGUGUUUAGGAGAAAAA
Molecule: messenger RNA, 2157 nt
Organism: Myxocyprinus asiaticus (Chinese sucker)
Lineage: Eukaryota; Metazoa; Chordata; Actinopteri; Cypriniformes; Catostomidae
Product: ER membrane protein complex subunit 4
Exons: 6
Coding region: 201-770 (189 amino acids)
Biological process (GO): protein folding in endoplasmic reticulum
Cellular component (GO): EMC complex
Source: RefSeq, a predicted model, not a curated record